AAUGUACCACAUAUAAGUUCUUAAUACUUCUGGAUCAGUUGAUGUUAGCUUUUAGGCAGCCUUCCACAUUCUGGCUUUUUUCCAAGAAAGAUGGAAGAGCUGAGUCAAGCCCUGGCUAGUAGCUUUUCUGUGACCCAAGAUUUGAAUAGCACAGCAGCCCCACAUCCCCGCCUGUCACAGUACAAAUCCAAGUACAGUUCCUUAGAGCAGAGUGAGCGGCGCCGUCGGUUACUGGAACUGCAGAAAUCCAAGCGACUAGAUUAUGUGAACCAUGCCAGAAGACUGGCUGAAGAUGACUGGACAGGGAUGGAGAGUGAGGAGGAUGAAGAGAAGAAAGAUGAUGAAGAAAUGGACAUUGACACUAGCAAGAAAUUACCAAAACGCUAUGCUAAUCAAUUGAUGCUGUCUGAGUGGUUAAUCGAUGUCCCUUCAGAUUUGGGACAGGAAUGGAUUAUGGUUGUGUGCCCUGUUGGAAAAAGAGCCCUAAUCGUGGCCUCCAGGGGUUCCACCAGUGCCUACACCAAGAGUGGCUAUUGUGUCAACAGGUUUUCUUCCCUUCUGCCAGGAGGCAACAGGCGAAACUCAACAACAGCAAAAGACUACACCAUUCUGGACUGCAUUUACAGCGAGGUAAACCAGACCUACUACGUUCUAGAUGUGAUGUGCUGGCGAGGACACCCUUUUUAUGACUGCCAGACUGAUUUCCGAUUCUAUUGGAUGCAUUCAAAGUUACCAGAAGAAGAAGGACUGGGAGAGAAAACCAAGCUCAAUCCUUUUAAAUUUGUGGGACUCAAGAAUUUCCCAUGUACACCUGAGAGCCUUUGUAAGGUGCUAUCCAUGGAUUUCCCUUUUGAGGUGGAUGGGCUUCUCUUCUACCACAAGCAAACGCACUACAGCCCUGGAAGCACUCCCCUGGUGGGCUGGCUGCGCCCCUACAUGGUAUCAGAUGUUCUUGGUGUAGCUGUGCCAGCUGGUCCACUGACCACCAAGCCAGAAUAUGCUGGACACCAGCUCCAGCAGAUUAUUGAGCACAAGAGGAGCCAAAAGGAGGGCAUGAAGGAGAAACUCCCACACAAGGCCUCUGAGAAUGGACACUAUGAGUUGGAGCACCUGUCUACCCCCAAGCUAAAGAGCCCUCCCCAUAGCCCAGACCACCCUGGGGGCCUCAUGGAAAACUAAAGAGAGCAGCUUCCUUUGGGAGUCAUGGGAUAGUGCCUGACCCCAGAAGGAAGCUGGAGAGGAGGACAGUGACUGUAACAGGUGACUUCAUUUUAAAGUGGAUUUUCCAAAGGCAUUCCAUCUGGAAACCAGCUUAUUUCCUUUCUGAAAUGUUGGCUCAAACAUUUGGAGGGUUGGAGAGUUGGUUCCCAGAUGGGAUAGUGUUCAGGUGGGGUUGAGUUCCUCCUGUUGUGAAAAGUAUAUCCCAGGUCCCCAAUGUAAAUAUAUAUAAUU
Molecule: messenger RNA, 1452 nt
Organism: Orycteropus afer afer
Lineage: Eukaryota; Metazoa; Chordata; Mammalia; Tubulidentata; Orycteropodidae
Gene: SNUPN
Product: snurportin 1
Biological process (GO): snRNA import into nucleus; protein import into nucleus
Cellular component (GO): cytoplasm; nucleus
Molecular function (GO): nuclear import signal receptor activity; protein binding
Source: RefSeq, a predicted model, not a curated record